Onychostoma macrolepis is the source of this 1162-nucleotide messenger RNA. RefSeq names its product adhesion G protein-coupled receptor E1-like. The transcript is spliced from 9 exons. The record is from RefSeq and is a predicted model, not a curated record. Lineage: Eukaryota; Metazoa; Chordata; Actinopteri; Cypriniformes; Cyprinidae. Gene Ontology annotation, molecular function: calcium ion binding. The coding region runs from base 230 to 1162 and encodes 310 amino acids.
CACGUGUCACUCAUACGAGGCCUGUGAUGUCAUCACUGAUGGUUCAUGUACAUGUAUCAAUGCCCUUCCAGCCGACGGACAGUUCUGCCAAGUACUACCUUCUAAAUACGUGAUUGACAUUGAUGUGAGAUUCUUUGACUUGUUCCUGGUGGACUACUUACGGAAUAUCGUCAGAAAUAUCAGCCUGCCUUUGACUCUGAGAAACAGCAUUAAUAUCACAGAUAUCGACAUGACUACUGUGUGUGGGUUAAAUGGAACAGAAUAUGAGUGCAAGUGUGAGGAGAAUCAUGUUUGGCCCAAUGACACCUGCAGGGCCUAUCAGGUGUGUGAUGGCAUUGUGGGAGGCACUUGUGGAUGUAUUCAAGCUCUCCCUUCAGAGGGUUCACUUUGCCAAAGAGACAUCAAUGAAUGUAAAGAUGCAGUGUCCGUGUGUGGUCAAUACUCAGAUUGUAUUAAUAUCAUUGGGAGUCACAUGUGUUCAUGCUGGAGUGGAUUUAAUACCUCCAAUAAAGACAGUCCUGUGAGCCGCAACAACUCAUGUCAGGAUAUAAAUGAAUGUCUGUUCAGUCCAUCUGUAUGUGGUCCAAAUUCCAUCUGCACAAAUCAGCUGGGAAGUUACAAUUGUUCAUGUCUGGAUGGAUUCACUGCAACAGUUUCAAGUUUCCCCGUCAGCAUCAAUAACAUAUGCACAGAUGUGCAUGAAUGUCUUAAUACAUUGGAGGUCUGUGGUCCAAACUCUCGUUGCAUCAACUCAAUGGGGGGUUACAACUGUUCUUGCUUGACUGGUUUUACAGUAACAAAUAGGAGUCGACCAGUCAGCACCAGUAACCCAUGCAAUGUGACUCUACCUUUGACUGAGUAUCUGAUUGAAAUUCAGAUCAAUAGCAUGGACAGCAGCAUCACUGAUCGGCUGAGGAACCUCCUGAUGUUUUUCAGGUCGCCCUACACAAUCAGCGACAGCACUAACAUUACAGAAAUCAACAUAACUACUGUGUGUUCUCUGAAUGAAACACAGUAUCAGUGUAAAUGUGAGGGUCUGUUUGUUUGGCCGAAUGACACGUGCCACUCAUACGAGGCCUGUGAUGACAUCACUGAUGGUUCAUGUACAUGUAUCAAUGCCCUUCCAGCCGACGGACAGUUCUGCCAAGGUUUUACAGACUGA